This is a messenger RNA of Leucoraja erinaceus (little skate), 1725 nucleotides long. Its product is annotated as zinc-binding protein A33-like. Gene Ontology annotation, molecular function: protein binding; zinc ion binding. The coding region runs from base 113 to 1528 and encodes 471 amino acids. NCBI's taxonomy places the organism in Eukaryota, Metazoa, Chordata, Chondrichthyes, Rajiformes, Rajidae. The record is from RefSeq and is a predicted model, not a curated record. The transcript is spliced from 6 exons.
UUCACUGCCCGGGACUGCAGCGAGCGCAGUGGACACACGCGGUACUGCAAGCGUUCUGCAACUACACGUGGAGUGAAAACACAUUGAACCAGGAAGUGCGGGAGAUAAUAAAAUGGCUUCGAAACGCCAGGUCGAGAGUUGGACCGAGGAGGUAGUUUGUCCCAUCUGCAAGGAUUUCUUCACCGAUCCGGUGGCGCUGGAUUGUGGGCACAACUUCUGCCGCUCCUGCAUCACACAGAGUUGGGACAGGGAGGGGAGAAACUCCUGCCCGGAAUGUAGAGAGGAAUCUGCAAACCGCACCCCCAGGGUGAAUCGGGCCCUGGUUAGACUGUCUGAGAAAGCUCGAACACUGAGCCUGAAUCUCAACGCGAAGAAAAGUAAACUUCAGUGCGAGGAACAUCAGGAAGAACUGAAGGUGUUUUGUAAAACUGACAAGAAACUGAUCUGUUUGAAUUGUGCAACUGCGGGGGAACACGAGUCUCACAGCUUAAUGUUGAUAGAAGAAGCAAUUGAAUUCUACAAGGAACAGGUGAAAUCUUCAUUCGAAUCUCUCACAGAAAAGGAAUCAGAGAUCCAGAAAAUGGAGCAGAAACAGAAAGAGAGCAUUUCUGGAGUUCAGGAAGAGUCACACAAACUUCAGUCACUGCUCACAUCCCAGUUUGCAGAGCUGCACCAGAUUCUCACUGAGAAAGAGCAGCGCUUACUCGGGAAUGUCCGGGAAGAAGAGGAGAAGAUUGUAAAAACAAUGGAGAAAAAUCUUCAAGAGAUACAAGAGAAUUUAAAUUCCAUUCAGGUGGAACUCUCAAAGUUACAGGAACAGGCAAACCACAAGGACAGCGCGAUAUUUCUUAAGGAGGAAGCUGGUCGCAAGAGCAGGGUUAGUGAUGAAACCAAACCAAUGUUGGUGGUAGAUGGCGCGUUGCCCAUUGAAAAGUUUGAUCGCACCUUUUUCUACAACAUGGUAUUGAGAGAAACAUCUGAUAUCAUCAACCGAGUCUCCGUCACCCUGGAUGUGGAAACAGCGCAUCCGUGGCUUGAGGUUCCAGAGGAUCGGAAAAGGGUGAGAUGUACCGGGAACGGGAGGAGUCUCCCUGGCACCAGGAAGAGGUUUACAGACUGGACGUGUGUGCUGGGAUCGGAGGAAUUCACAUCGGGGAGACAUUACUGGGAGGUGGAGGUGGCGGGGAGUCGGGGCUGGAGCCUAGGGGUCGCCGCAGAGUCUGUGGAGAGGAAGGAAUGGGUCCCACUGACCCCGGAGGCUGGAGUCUGGAGCAUCGGGCGUUGGGGGUGUAACGAAUUUGAUGCAUUCACCUCCCCUCUAUCCCCUCUUCCCACCCGUCCCAUCCCCGGGAAGGUGGGAAUUUAUCUCAGUUACGAGUCCGGGACAGUUUCAUUUCACGACGCGGACACCAAGUCCCAUCUCCACACCUUCACUGGCAAUAAAUUCACGGAGAAACUUUAUCCUUUCUUCUGGACUUGGGAUGAAAGCUGGCUGAGAAUCAGCUCCGGUUCCGCUCUGGGUGUGUAAAAGGGUCGGGUCCCAGGACCGGCAUCAGGAGCGGGGCUCAGGGGCUGUGGGGCAGAAACCCAGUGGACAACAGGUCGGCGCUGAACGGAUCACAUUUAAUCCCCAAAUUCCGCGUCGUGAAACCCCAGUGAGCGUGGAAAUAAAACCAGGGGGGAAUGUGGGAAGAAUUAAAUAAACAGCAACUGAAAUCUGAGCUC